UAUUUACAUAUAUACAUAGAGAGACAGAGACAGACAGAGAGAGAGGGAGAAAACGAAGGAGAAGGGGAGAGAUUUGUAAUGGGAAGGAAAAUAGAAAAAUAAAAAAAAAAAGACAACAGGGAGCUUCCUCGUGAUCUGUGCAGAGUCUUACGUGAAAACCCAGAUUGCCUUAAAGCCCUCUUUUAAAGCCUUUGGAGAAAGUUUUUGUUCCUUGUUUUUUGGUCUUCUUCUUCCUUCGACACCCAAUUGUUGUUCCCAUUCUUUAGAAAGCUUAGUUCCUUUUGGAGGAGGAGGAAAAGAAAAUUUGUUUUUGGAGGAAAAAACAGAAAGAAGGAAAGGACUUUUGGGACUCUGGGGAAAUGAUGUUGUGAUGUUUUCCUUUUUGGGAAAUUUGUUUCCUUCAGCUUUUGUAUGAAGAAAAAGCUUCAUUCAAAGGGUUGUUGAGCUGUCAUAGCUUAAGCUUUUUAUUCAAUGGGGAAAAAUUUGUGACGAUAAUGGAUCCUCAGGCUUUCAUCAGGUUGUCAAUAGGCUCACUGGGUCUGAGGAUUCCUGGAUCAGCCCUGAAUUCUUCAAAAGCUGGAAUUCAUGCAUUCUCUUCCCCAUUUUCCUGUGAGAUACGACUCCGAGGUUUCCCUGUGCAAACAACAUCGAUUCCCUUAGUAUCCUCACCUGAAGCUACACCUGAUAUUCACAGCAUUGCCUCUAGCUUUUAUCUAGAAGACUCUGAUGUGAAGGCUUUGCUGACACCUGGCUGUUUCUACAACCCCCAUGCAUAUCUGGAGAUUUCUGUUUUCACGGGGAGGAAGGGGUCACAUUGUGGUGUUGGAGUCAAGAGACAGCAGAUUGGAACAUUCAAGUUAGAGGUGGGUCCUGAAUGGGGUGAAGGAAAGCCAGUAAUUCUUUUCAAUGGAUGGAUUGGCAUCGGCAAAAACAAGCAUGAGAAUGGAAAACCCGGAGCAGAACUUCAUUUGAGAGUAAAACUGGAUCCUGAUCCAAGAUAUGUAUUCCAGUUUGAAGAUGUGACCAUGCUGAGUCCUCAGAUAGUACAGCUUCAAGGCUCCAUCAAACAACCAAUUUUCAGUUGCAAAUUUAGUCGAGACAGGGUAGCACAAGUGGACCCAUUAAGCACUUACUGGUCAGGUUCUGCUGACAGUUUAGACAUAGAGACAGAGAGAAGAGAGAGGAAAGGAUGGAAGGUGAAGAUACACGAUCUCUCUGGCUCAGCUGUUGCGGCAGCCUUCAUAACCACUCCCUUUGUGCCAUCAACAGGUUGUGAUUGGGUUGCCAGGUCCAACCCAGGAGCUUGGUUGAUUGUUCGUCCAGAUAUUUGCAGGCCAGAGAGCUGGUUGCCUUGGGGAAAGCUUGAGGCUUGGCGUGAGCGUGGCAUUAGAGACUCUAUAUGCUGCCGAUUUCACCUCCUGUCUGAAGCCCAAGAUGGAGCAGAGGUUCUCAUGUCGGAGAUACUUAUUAGUGCUGAAAAGGGUGGCGAAUUUUUCAUUGAUACUGACAGACAAAUGCGGCAGGCACCAACUCCAAUACCAAGUCCACAAAGCAGUGGAGACUUUUCAGCAUUAAGUCCAAUUGCUGGUGGCUUUGUAAUGAGCUGCAGAGUCCAAGGGGAAGGUAAGAGCAGCAAGCCAUUAGUGCAACUGGCCAUGCGGCAUGUGACAUGUGUGGAGGAUGCUGCCAUCUUCAUGGCACUUGCAGCAGCUGUUGACCUCAGCAUUGAGGCAUGCAAGCCUUUCCGAAGAAGGAUAAGGAGAGGGUCAGGCCAUUCUUUAUGAAAAAGAUCUUCUGGUUUCGUCUGUUCAAAAAUUGUUCAACACAUUUAUGGUGUCAGUACAGCCUACAUGACACCUAUCUAUCCAGUCUUCAAGCUGGGGCCUUUGUACAGCUGGUGAGGUUAUUCUGUUUUUCAGUUCUGAUAGGCUUGGGGGAGAUUGAAUUUUUACCUCCCUUAACCCUCACUGAAUUACCUCCUCCCUUAGGAUGAUUGGUAGAUUUCUAGCUUUAGACUUAACCAAAGUCUAGUCUGCACCUUUGGCUGUCAUUAGCGUCAUGAUGUUUUCACAGCCAAUGGUUAAAGCUUGAACCCCCGCUUCCACUGGUUAUAAUUGCCACUAUUGUGUGAAGAAACACAGGCAUUA
Messenger RNA from Theobroma cacao (cacao), 2147 nucleotides. It is a transcript of the gene ASG1, whose product is annotated as nuclear factor 1 A-type protein (DUF1005). Lineage: Eukaryota; Viridiplantae; Streptophyta; Magnoliopsida; Malvales; Malvaceae. The record is from RefSeq and is a predicted model, not a curated record.